ACAUAGUAACUUUAAUUAUAAAUUUUCAGAAACCCAAUUAAACCGUUACAUUAGCAAUUCAGCAGAUUUAACUUGUCUAUUCGAUGGGCCAUGCGCAUGGAUGAAUGUACCCAAUGAUGGUUUACUGGAUACUUCAGAUUUUUACUUAUUUACAAAAUCAGAUGGUAAAUCAUUUCCAGCAAACAUUCAGACCGGAUCCCUUGAUCCACCAAUAGGUACAAGAUUCGUUCUUGCUGGGAAUACAAGCCAAGCAGAACAAAGUGCGGUAAUUGUGAGCGCGCCGAUAGCAUGUCAACGAACUUCUGGAUUUCUAAUAUUCAAGUAUUGGUUGUAUAAUGACGCAAAAAUUGAAACAUUGAUUGUGAAGCCAACUUCUCGAAGAAAUCAUCUUCAAGUUAUCUUACGACCAGUUACUGAAUGCCACUUUCUUCGUACUCUUUUUGAUUAUUGUCGAGUUGAAAUACCAGAAACUGCUGAACCCUUUCGCAUUGGUAUUCGUGCAUAUGGUUUGAAAGAUUCAGCGUUGGGAAGUUUUGGAAUGAUAACUGAUAUUAAGUAUAAAGCUGAAAUAUGUUUAGAGCCUAAAUUCUCAACAUUAUUUGGAGCUCGAGCUGUUCCCCCACCUUUAGCUAAAUCUAUUAUUCGAAAAGCUAGUGAAUUAUCAUGUAUAGACUAUGACUCCAAAUGUCGUUGGUCUAAUAGCAUUUCUUCACCCACUGAAUGGAAAAUUGGACAGAUUCGUGAAAGAUGGAUGCAUUUAUUUGGAACAGAAAGUAAACCAUCUGGAACUUUUUUCUAUCAGUAUUGGUUAAAACCAGGGACCCAAGUUCAAACGUGUACAGUUAGUGCGACAAAUGUGUUGAUUAGUUGUGUAUACUUAAGUGAACGCCUUGUACCUGGGCCUAUAAAUAUCGACGUUGACGCUCCUGCUGAUGAACCUUUUCGAUCUGGUGUUGCUAUCUUGCGAUCACGUAAAGUAUUAUGUGCUCAUAAAGCAACAAUUUUUGUUGCUUACUUUCGAACUGAUAAUGCAGAAUUAAUGAUAUGCGUAGACAAGCAAUGUGUUAAUACUGAAAAAUCUCGCUCUGUUUUGGAAAAAAUUUUUUGGUAUAUUUUUUCCGGUUGGCUUUCGAUGGAAAUUAGCAGAAAUGAAGAAUUUGUCAUUCGUCUUGUUGCAAAAUCAACUGGGCCUAGUUUGGUUAUUAUUCGAAAAAUUGAAACAGCUGGUGAUUGGUGUCCAUUGCAAUCUUUAUCACAAAUUGCUUGCAAAAAGCUACAUUGUGUUUUUCGACACACUUUUUGUAAUUACAAAUCAGAAAUAAAUACUCAAGCAAAUACAUUAUUUAACAUUGAAUCAAAAGGAUUAACAGCAGUGAUGAAUAAAGGAUCCGGAUUAGCUGUUCUGCGAUCACCACGAUUUCAAAUUUCACGUUCACUCGAGUUAAAAAUUGAACUUUAUCAGUCAACUUUCGGUUCUCAGACCUUCUUGUGUGGCGAUGAGUUUGUUACACUGUUUGAUUGUCGACCAAUACUGGGUCCAAAAAUUAGUUCACCCAAAACAAUAACGAUGAAUUUAAGACUUGACGUAGAAACGCAAAACUUUAGCAUUGUUGCUGUGCAUGAUAAAUUUGCUGAAUUUGGUCCGGCAACGUUUGUUAUAUCCAAAAUUGAAGUAGUUGAUGAAAAUGGGCAAUUAAUUUGUUGA
Thelazia callipaeda (thelaziosis nematode) is the source of this 1705-nucleotide messenger RNA. NCBI's taxonomy places the organism in Eukaryota, Metazoa, Nematoda, Chromadorea, Rhabditida, Thelaziidae. The record is from the annotation of a GenBank genome assembly.